AAACCUCUCAUUCCUCUCUCUCUCUCUCUCUCUCUCUCUCUCUCUCGCUCGGAAGCUUCAAACGCAGCGGAAAAUGGCGGCUCAGUCGAAUCUUCAUGCAUCUUUCGGAAUCAGAACAGCCUCUCAGAAAUUCUCUGUGAAACCUGUAGUAGCUAAUAUCUCGCCAUCAACGAAGCUCAAACCCUCUUCUCCACCGUCGUCGAUUUCGUGCUCUACUUCAAUUCCAAGUCAAAUCCCGACCAGAGUAUUCGCAUCUUCCUCUCCCAUCUUCUCUCACGAACCGCCAGAAUCUGACUCUCCGCCCCUUGUAAAGAAGAAGCUGCGAGUGGUGGUGAAGCCGCUGGAGAAACCAAGAGUGGUACUAAAGUUCGUGUGGAUGCAAAAGGACAUAGGAGUCGCACUAGACCAAACGGUUCCAGGAUUCGGAACCAUCCCACUCAGUCCAUACUACUUCUGGCCUAGGAAAGACGCUUGGGAAGAGCUCAAAGCUUUGCUUGAGACCAAGCCUUGGAUCUCCGACCUCCACCGCGUCUUCCUCCUCAACCAAGCCACAGACAUCAUCAACCUCUGGCAAUCCAGCGGUGGAGACUUGUCUUAAAGUCCAAACCUCUAUCUCGUUUUCUAUGUUUUGUAAUGAAUCAUUAAAAAGACAGAGACUUUCAUAUAAAAAGACAAAAGCAAAAACAAAGUUUCAAUCAAAA
Messenger RNA from Raphanus sativus (radish), 701 nucleotides. Its product is annotated as 30S ribosomal protein 3-2, chloroplastic. Bases 74 to 598 code for a protein of 174 amino acids. The transcript is spliced from 2 exons. Gene Ontology annotation, molecular function: structural constituent of ribosome. Lineage: Eukaryota; Viridiplantae; Streptophyta; Magnoliopsida; Brassicales; Brassicaceae. The record is from RefSeq and is a predicted model, not a curated record. Gene Ontology annotation, biological process: translation. Gene Ontology annotation, cellular component: ribosome.